AUGUCGAAAGUCUUGAUCAACGGAUUUCUGAACAAGAAAGGCAGCAAGUUUGGCUUCUGGCACAAGCGCUAUGUCGUCGCUAUUGGAAGUCAAAUUAUCAUUUCUAAAUCGCAAACAGAUAAGCCUGAGAGAUAUAUUAAUAUGAAUGGCGAUGUUACAAUAGAAUCACAAUCUGAUGUUUCACCACCAAGAUUUACUCUUACACCAAAGGGCGAAAAACCAAUUACACUCGCAACAAAUACAGUGGAAGAAUUAAAUGAUUGGCUCAAUCAAAUGAGAUCAAUGACCUUCAUGACUUCGGGAAUAACUAUGGAUGAUUUCGACGUUAUUUCAGUUUUAGGAAGAGGAUUCUAUGGAAAGGUCAUGCUUUGCCAUAAAAAGAAUACAAACGACAUAUUUGCAAUUAAAACCGUCCAUAAAAAUAGGCUCGUUUCAGCCAAGAAGGUACACACAAUAUUUACCGAGCGUAAUGUUCUCAUGAAGGCUCAACAUCCAUUUAUCGUCUCCCUUAAAUUUGCUUUUCAGACAGACACUAAGGUUUACUUAGGUCUUGAAUAUGCACCAGGUGGUGAGCUUUUCUAUCACCUCCAGAAGUUCGGAUCAUUCCCAAUUGAUGAUGUUCGAAUUUAUAUUGCAGAAAUGGCUUUAGCUCUCGACUUCUUACACAAGCAUGGUGUAAUUUAUCGUGAUAUCAAGCCAGAAAAUAUUCUGCUCGAUGCCCAAGGCCACGUUAAGCUCACAGAUUUCGGCUUAGCCAAGGACCUUACAGAUGAAUCAAGCACAACAACAUUCUGUGGCACAUUCGAAUACAUGGCUCCAGAAGUCGUUGCAAGAAGCAGUUACGGUCCAGCUAUUGACUGGUGGGCUCUUGGUAUUCUUACUUACGAAUUACUCAACGGACAUUCCCCAUUCCAAUCAGACAAUCGCGCUCUUCUUUUCAUGUCCAUUCGUACUCAACCACCGAAAUUCCCAGCAAGAACAGAUCGCAAUACAAUCGACUUCAUCAGUAACCUUCUCAAUAAGGACCCAGAAUUGAGAUACGGAAUGGAUCAGAUCCGUACCCAUCCAUUCUUCAACGGAAUGAACUUCGAUGAUGUUCUUGAAAAGAAAUACAAGCCAUCAUUCGUCCCAACAAUUCCAAACGAUGUCGCUGCACUUAACUUCGACUCUGAAUUUACUUGCGAGCCUGCUCAGGACUCAAUUGCUACUCCUGUUGGACAAGGAAACGAGUUCAACGGAUUCUCAUUUGUUGCUCCUGGUGAGGGUCAAUAA
This is a messenger RNA of Trichomonas vaginalis G3, 1272 nucleotides long. RefSeq names its product STKc AGC domain-containing protein. The transcript has a single exon. Gene Ontology annotation, molecular function: ATP binding; protein serine/threonine kinase activity. The record is from RefSeq and is a predicted model, not a curated record. Lineage: Eukaryota; Parabasalia; Trichomonadida; Trichomonadidae. Gene Ontology annotation, biological process: protein phosphorylation. Bases 1 to 1272 code for a protein of 423 amino acids.